AUGUCGUCCAGCAACAACAAGAGGGCCGGUAGUUCCGCGAACCCAGCGAACCCCGCCGAAUCCGCUGCGACCACUGCUUCGGAGGCUGCUUCUUCCUCGGUCGCAGAGACAACGACGUCGGAGAGCGCGAAAACCACUGCCACCACCACGUCUUCCUCGUCAAGUGAACCGGCCACCACCACGACAACCAACCAUACGACCACCAGCAGCAGCGAGUCGGCCACGCCGUCUGCGACCACGGCCCCGACUACGACAACCACCUCUUCGUCGAGCUCGUCUUCGGCCCCCACGACCACAACCACUUCUUCCUCCACCACUUCCGACAAUGUGAUCACCACCACCUCCAGCUCCAGCGGCAAGUCGACCGUGGUCGUGAUCACGCAAACCCAAACGGAAUCGCAAGCGACCGCAACCAACACCUCCCCUAGCCCAACAUCGACCUCAACCGACGUCGCCUCGCUCUCUUCUGGCUCCGCAGCAGGCUCCAGCUCAGGACUGUCGGACAGCGGCAAAAUCGCCGUCGCGGUUGUCGUCCCCGUCGUCUCCGUCGCCCUGAUCAUCCUCGCCGCAAUCUUCUUCUGGCGCAAGCGCAAAGCAAACAAAGCCGCCGAAGAAGAACGCCGCAAGGAAGUCGAAGAAUACGGCUUCAACCCGAACAACGACCCCACCCUGCCCGGCGUGGGCAUGGCCGUCGGCAGCGUCGCCCCCAAGGACGAUACCUCCUCCGGAUACAGAGGCUGGGGCACGACAUCCGCCGGCCGCAAGGCCUCGACAAAUCUCUCUAGCGGCAUGGGCGGCCUGGCCAUGUCCGAAGGAAGCGGCGGAGCCUAUCACCACCCGAGCCCCAGCGAAGGUACCGCCAACUAUUCCGACGGCGCUCGGCCCGACUCCGGCGAAGUGGAGCCAAUCGGGGUUCUGGGUGCCGCACCCGUCGCGGCGAAUAAUCGGACUGGUGAUAUCCAUCGCGGGCCUUCGAAUGCUUCCUCCGCCUACUCGGCUGCGAACCGCUCCGAGGCCUCGGAGGAAAGUCACAUGUCUGCCGCGCAUCCUUCUGGUGGAUACUAUGGUGAUAAUCCCUAUUAUGGGGAGAUGACGGGCCAUGGUGCCUACGGGGGUGAUGACUACCAGCCUGUCAUUAGGGAUGUGCAGGCUAGGAGGAAUACCCGGAUUGAGAAUCCUGGUGUUUACCCCCGACAAGGCAAUGCGGGUAUUGCGCAGAACUUCUAG
This is a messenger RNA of Penicillium argentinense, 1227 nucleotides long. RefSeq lists its product as uncharacterized. Bases 1 to 1227 code for a protein of 408 amino acids. NCBI's taxonomy places the organism in Eukaryota, Fungi, Ascomycota, Eurotiomycetes, Eurotiales, Aspergillaceae. The transcript has a single exon. The record is from RefSeq and is a predicted model, not a curated record.